GAGUCUGGCGGCAGCAGCGUUCGUUCGCUCACAUUUUCCUCCGCUUUUCAGGCGCAAUCGAAGCAGCAGAUCGGAAAAAUCGAUGCUACAAGUGUAGUUCGGUGGGCAAAAAGCCAGCAGGUGUAUUCAGCAAUACCAAAACGUGAACCACAACCUAAAAGAAGCGCCGGCAAACGCAGCGACGCUGUAAAUCUUCUACCUCUUGCUCCCACUCGCGACCCACCCAAAACCAAUAGUAAAAGCAAUUUUCCAAAGAUCGAUUAACACUUUCGCUCGGUAGUGUGUGCACACGGAAUAGUAACAAUUGUGCAUUGUUCUUUGGAGUGUGCUUUCGUAGGUGUUGUGUAUGCUUAUGUGCAAUAGAUUCUAGUGGAAAAAGUAUACAUUUUAAUUACGCGCUUCAUAAACCUAGCAGACAGUGGAGAAAAAAGGAAGCGUGAAUUUUUCUUUUUCUGCUGGCUUGUCAUUUUCAUCGCCCGUUUUCUCACAAGCUCUUCCCAGCGCCGUGGGAAAUAGUUGCUAGUCUACGACGCAUUUUCCGGAGGAAAAUUUAGUAAAACUCCUACAAUACUGUGAAAAGUUGCGGGUGCGUAAGGACACACAUAAAGGUCGCUUGAAUGUUCGACACAAUGAUGCAGCAAGCGGUAUCGAUCAAAGCGGAACCGGACUGGAGUGACCUUCUGGUGCCGGAACCGGAUGCCCGCCAAUACACGCUCGAGAAUGUAAUACGCCAGCAGCAACAGCAGCAGCUGCUACAACAACAACAACAGCAGCAGCAGCAGCAACAACAGCAGCAGCAGGUGCAACAACAACAGCACCAGCAGGUGCAGCAACAGCAGCACCACCAGCAACAGCAACAAUAUCAGCUCCGUAAUGGCGGAGGCGGUGGUGCCGGUAGUACCGCGGCCGUAAGCCUCACGCAAGGCGCAAAUAAUCCAGCAGCGGUUGUAAAUAGCGCUGGCGGCGUUGUGGCCCAGCAAUCUGGAGCUAGUCAGCAAUCUGGUGGUGCGGCCAGCGAGGAUAACGAGCCGCUGGACAUCAUCGAAGCCAUCGGAGACUCGGACGAUAAUGAUUUUGCCGAGGCGGAAUCGCUGACACUGCAGCAAUAUAAGAAAGAUGAGAAACUGUGCGACUACUACCGGAGGAUGCCGGUGCUGUACGACAAGAGCCACCCGCACUACAAGUUCCAGUCGAAGAAGGAGAAGGCCUGGCGCGAGCUGAGCCGCCUGUGCGAGAUGGACGUGGAGCAGUGCAAAAAGCGCAUGACCUACUUCCGGUGUCGGUUUACCGUCGAGCGGCGCAUCAUGAAGAACGGUGUCAACUGCAGCGAGUGGCCGCUGCUCGAGAAGCUCAAGUUUCUCAACAAACACAUCAAGAUCCGGAGGCCGCGUGCGCCAAACGGUGAACCGGAUGAUACCGAUGAUGAGACGAACCCAAUGAACAUCCUGCGUAAGCGCCAGCGUGAGCAACAGGAGGACGCCAAGGACGACCUGCACGCGUACCUGGACCUGCAGCAGAUGGCGGUGGCUCAGGCGCAGAAUCCGCAGGCUCAGUUGCACUACCAGCAGCAGCAAGCACUGAAGCUGCAGGGCCACCCGAACCCAUUCGGAGCCGGCUUCCCACCGACGGCUGCCGACAUGUCGCUGCAUCACCUGGCGCCGCCACACCAUCCGCACGCUCGCGGUGACCAUCUUCCACCGCCGUCUUCGUCCGCACACCAUCCACAAUCGAGCGGCCAGCAGCAAGCGGGUGGCCAAUCGCAGUCCCAGCCGCACGGGAACCCUCUGGGCCACCAUCACCCGUUCCGGGCCGGUGCCGGUUCGCUGCAUCAUCACCAUCCGCACCAGCAGCAUCCGCAGUCACACCACUCACACCCGGGAGCCAGCUCGAUGUCGCACGGCGGUGGUGGAGGUGGUGGCGGAUCGAUGCACCAGCACGGCCACCAUCAGCACCCGCACCAUCAGCAGCCGACGCCGGUGGAAUCGCCCAUACCGGCCGCGAUCUCGAGCGUCGAGGCGUCGUACAACGUCCCGAAGCGGCAGCGCACCAGCUACGACGCCGACGAGGCCGCAUCGCUGUCCAACUUCAACCUCAAUCGGACGGUAAAGUACGCGAACAACCUAGAGCACCAGGCGAACCUGGACGAGCACGGUGCGUACGGUCUGUACGUCGGCGAGGUGCUACGCAAGCUUCCGGAGCGGAUAUCGUCGCUGACCUCGCUCAAGAUCAUGCAGCUGCUGUACGAGGCACAGGUGCAGUCGUUCGAUGCCGCCCCGGCACCUGCCGCCUCCCCGUCCGUCGCUUCCUCGCCCAAGAAGCUCGAUCAACCGCAAACGAACGGCGGCACGCCAAGCGGAGUGGCCGGUCUUCCCAACGGUGGCGGAACUAGCGUCUCCUCCGAGGGUGGCCGCCAGUCGACGGAGAGCGCCGAAUCGAGCAAGGAAUAGUAGGGCGCACUUCCGACGACCACCAGCGCCACCGCUCCGGUCCCAUCGUCGUCGGCGGUGUUGUGGUGGUAGAGAACACACCCUGAACGAUCGCAACACUUUUGCCCAGCGCUUUAUUUUACCAGCUCGUUCAAAAUUGGAUCGGCGUGAGGCUUUACAUGCGGACGGACACAUACAUCCACAUUAUAUUAGGGUUUAUUUGUAGAAAAAAAGAGGAAACAGAAAGAUAGAGAAACAAAACUCGAAGGAGAAAUUAAUCCAAUGCGCCAUUUAUUAAGUUUUGUGCUUUCACCUACGAUCAUCACUGGCAAAUUCUCCCACCAUUUAACAACCUUUCGCCGCCCUUCUCCCAUUUUCUCGUUCCCAUACACCCACUCUAGGAUACAUGUCAACACCCCCUCCCCCUCUCCUAUCUAUUAAUAAUGACCGCUGUAAUCGUAACGCUAAGAUAGCUAAAAAAAAGAGUAUAGAAUCCCUAGAACGCCUAGGGAGAUUUGAUUUUAAAUGUUACAAUCAUCAUUAUUAUUAUUGAUAAUAUUAUAUUAUUUUUUAAUUGAACUAAGACGCAUAACUUUUAGCGCCCUAGGGGAGACUGACCUCCACAUACUUUACUGCCCCCACCCUCGCCACGUCCCAACAAUUCGUUGUCGUUAGACAAUAGUUGAAUAGUCAACCCCAUUCGCCAUAAACUAUGCCGGGGGAGGAUAAGAGUAUCGAACAAUAUUUCCUCUUACGGUGCGUCGUCAAAUCAACGAAUUGGUUUAAUGUGUAGUUUUUCAUGUUUUUCUUGACAAACACGAAGGAUCUUCCCAAAAAUACCCUGAAGCAUUUAUUGAAUUUGAAUUAAUCCUCAAACGGACACUCAACCUUCCUUCGGGAACGAUGCAUUUUUGAAUUUAAUUUUUUAUAUAUUUCCCACGAAAUAUGUCCCAUGAAAAUUAUUUUCAAUCGAAACCCAGCCGCAAUAGUCUUCGCGAAAUUACAUCACUUGUGCAAACGGGGACGGGGGGAGUGAAUGGACAAGGAAAACGUUCUCGUGCAGACAAUUAAAAAGCACGGAAAAUGGCAAAUAAGGAGAAAUUUAAAAAACGCAAAAACAAAACCAAUCAAUACCUUUUCUGUCCUAGGUUUAGUAAACGAGUAAUAAUGUAUGUUGAGAGCAAAUUAUAAGCAUUAUUAUAUACUGGAUAAAGUGGAGAGGCAAGUGCGAAUGAGAGGAUAGGUGUGGGCAGGAAAGAAGGCAAACAAGAUUGCAACAUAUAAGGAGAAAGGAUGGCAAAAGAUGUGCAAGAAGGUAGGAGCAAAGGACUUGAAAUGAAUGAAAACAGCUAAACAACAAACGUAAUACAAUAAAUGUUUCAAAG
Messenger RNA from Anopheles coustani, 3811 nucleotides. Its product is annotated as ras-interacting protein RIP3-like. The record is from RefSeq and is a predicted model, not a curated record. The transcript has 3 exons. NCBI's taxonomy places the organism in Eukaryota, Metazoa, Arthropoda, Insecta, Diptera, Culicidae. Bases 618 to 2447 code for a protein of 609 amino acids. Gene Ontology annotation, biological process: regulation of transcription by RNA polymerase II. Gene Ontology annotation, cellular component: transcription regulator complex; nucleus.